ACAUGAAUCGAAACAACGAAGUGUCGGAACUGAUCGAUGUGGAAAAUGCGUUCUACAUCGGCAACUACCAGACGUGCAUCAAUGAGUGUAACAAAAUUUCAAAACCAUCGCUCGAGAAGGACAUCUUCAUGUACCGGUCCUACAUAGCGCAGAACAAGUAUCGUGUGGUGCUGGAUGAAAUCAAAUCGUCGAACGAUACGCCACUUCUGGCGCUGCGUUAUUUAGCCGAGUACAUGUCCAACAGUGGACGGAAGGAAGCGAUCGUGUCGAUGUUUGAUGAAAAAUUCCAAGGCGAUAUAAACGAGCUGCACGUCGUGUGGAUCAUCGUCGGAGCUAUCAUCUACUGCAACGAGGAAACGUAUGAGACGGCCAUGAAGAUUCUGGUAGGAAACUUCAACCUCGAAUGUCUUUCUCUGCACAUGCACUGUCUGCUGAAAAUGUCCCGCGUGGAUCUGGCGAAGCAAGUUGCCACAACGAUGCAGGAAAAGGACGAUGAUGCGACCCUCACCCAGCUGUCGCAAGCUUGGCUUAACAUUCAAAUUGGUGGAGAGAAACUGCAGGAUGCAUUCUUCAUCUUCCAAGAUUUGUGCGACAAAUUUUCGCCCACUCUGCUGCUGCUGAACGGCCAAGCCGUGUGCUACAUCGGACAGCAAAAGUAUGACGAUGCGGAGCAGGUACUGCGCGAAUGUCUUAACCGUGAUCCCAACAACUACGAUACGCUGAUCAAUCUGCUAGCACUAUCCCAGCAGAGGGACAAAAACAGCAGCCAGUUCAGUCGCUAUCUGGCCCAGCUACUGGACGAUCACAAGAGCAGCAGCUUAGUGGCGGCCUACAACAAACGGUCGGCCGAAUUCGAUCGCCUAGUGCUACAGUUUGGACCAUCAAACAACAAACCGAUCGAUGAAAUAGUCGCUUAAAGGUAGAAUCAACUGUAAGGCUUUUCGUUGUACACGUAUAAAUUUAAAUGUAUUCCAACA
Molecule: messenger RNA, 977 nt
Organism: Anopheles maculipalpis
Lineage: Eukaryota; Metazoa; Arthropoda; Insecta; Diptera; Culicidae
Gene: epsilonCOP
Product: coatomer subunit epsilon
Exons: 4
Coding region: 3-917 (304 amino acids)
Biological process (GO): intra-Golgi vesicle-mediated transport; endoplasmic reticulum to Golgi vesicle-mediated transport; retrograde vesicle-mediated transport, Golgi to endoplasmic reticulum
Cellular component (GO): COPI vesicle coat
Molecular function (GO): structural molecule activity; protein binding
Source: RefSeq, a predicted model, not a curated record